CUAUGAGGCACUGCAUGCGAGACAUCUUGACCAAGCAAGUCCUUGGCUGGUGGCCCGCAACGCUAAAUCCGCCCAACUGGACCCCUUGAAGGCUUCGCUUGCUCAUUGUGGCUGGUUUCAGCACCCUCCGCGGAGGCCGGGUAUCGCACGAAUCAGCACUUUCGGAGGUGCGGUGACAGCUGCCAAGGGCGAUAACAAUUGUUGUAACGAUCAGCGUCCAGCAAUCCCAUGCUUUCCAGGAGGGCAAACGUCAAAGAGCACCCUGGCCGCGGAGGUCGACAAGUCUCACUGCAGACCGGACUGGAUUCCGCUGUCUGUAGACUGGCGUUUGGCGACGUGCUCAAAGUCUCCGAGCAGUUGAUGACACGUGCGAUGGCUUCAAGAAAGCGACAUGCUUGUGUUCCAGAGCACGGCAGCAUUUUCGCUAUUCUCCCGGGGGGCUUUGACUUCGGCCUAUUUUUACGUGGUCGAUGGUGAAGAAACUUGUAAAGCCACUGUUAUCGUGCCAGUUGGUAUCUCGAAGCCCAACGGAUUAAUGUAUGCCAUGCCCUACCGUCCGUUCCCGUCGUCGAACGUCUUUUCAGAAGAUCAUCGUCGCGGAAGUUGCGGACAGCUAUACCCACCAGCGGGCAGCGGGCAAAACUGCCAAAUUGACGUUCGCUAAGACAGCCGGAUUGGGUAGUGAAGUCUGUCAGACGCUGGUAAGAGCG
Didymella exigua CBS 183.55 is the source of this 710-nucleotide messenger RNA. RefSeq lists its product as uncharacterized. NCBI's taxonomy places the organism in Eukaryota, Fungi, Ascomycota, Dothideomycetes, Pleosporales, Didymellaceae. The record is from RefSeq and is a predicted model, not a curated record. Bases 392 to 664 code for a protein of 90 amino acids. The transcript has a single exon.